Molecule: messenger RNA, 4761 nt
Organism: Trichoderma aggressivum f. europaeum
Lineage: Eukaryota; Fungi; Ascomycota; Sordariomycetes; Hypocreales; Hypocreaceae
Exons: 3
Coding region: 1-4761 (1586 amino acids)
Source: RefSeq, a predicted model, not a curated record
AUGUCGACGCCUUCGAGUUCAGACCAGAAAUCCACGGCAGUCUCUGACAGCAAAAACGAGCAAAUUACUGGUUGCUCGACCUACGCCUCCUUCGGGGAUAAAUGUGUCACCGCUACAACGAAUUCUCAUGGCCACUUGCUUCAAAUUACGCGCUACUUGAACAAUGAACCAUCCGCAUUUUGCUGUGUCGACCUCACUGGCAUCCUGACAUCACAUCGGUUUACUCAUCGUAUGCAGAAGCUACAAAACUGCUGUACAGACCCCAACAGCGGAGUGGGAGUUCGAAUCGAACAUUCUACAAAUGUCGAUGUUCACACUGAGAAGACAAGUGAAGCAGUGCCAAAACUAGAUUUCGUACAUGAUCGCUGGCCACACUUCGUUACAACAACACCAGAAUUUCAUCUUGAGACUCAAUACUUUGUCUCCGAGAAGACGGUGUAUCAGAUAUAUACCCUCAAGCUCCGCCAAGAAGUCAGUAUUGCGGAAACUACAAAUAUCAAAUUGUUCCUUCGAAACCUUAGCCUCAAGGUAAACAACGAUGAGAAGAAUUCCAAUUCGAACAAUAACGAUACUCAGGACUCUCACUACGAAGAGUAUUCCAAUCAUCUAUCACCUGAAAAAAACUACAUCAGGAGAACCCGCAAAAUUCGCAACACGGUGCCCGGUAAUCAGAAUGUUGUUGCUUUAUUUAUAACACCAUUCAUUAACAAGAGCCCUCAAAAAUUUCAUGUGGAGCCUAAAUCUGGGGAUUGCCACAUCAUUCUAGAAAACAGCGUCUUGAAAGAUUUGAGGAAUGGCAAAAAGGUGAAGGUUACCCUGGCAUAUCAACUGGAAUUGAUAUCUUCAGGAGCAACAGAGCCCAAACAUUCUGUUUCCUCUGAAUCUCUUUCCAGAAUUCAGACUGUGCUGAAAGAGCCUUCUAAAAUACCAGCAUUGACCCAGGAUGAUCGUUUCAAUGUUAAUUUGAGACGGAAUUUGGAGCAUAUCUUAUCCGUUUGCAGUAUUCCUGUCAGCUCUGAUGCAGAUGAAAAGAACCCUUCUAUUGCCCUAACAUGUGGAGAUAUCUCAGGGCAUAGAAUCUCAACAGAAGCAAGCUUUCACGCCUUUCAAUUCCUUCUUCUGACACUUGAGGAUAUAAACAAUAAAUCCCGAUGUGUAUACCAGUCUGAAAAUGACUCGAUAGAAGACAGUUACAUGACCAAGAUGAGAUCUCGUAUUCUUGAAGUAUGUCAAGGACAUUUAAAAUGGCUUAUUCGUGAGAACGCGAAAUCAAAUUCCGUCGUCUCGAGUCUCAACAACGCAGGCAGCGACGGUCCAAUAGUCGACGAUGAUAGCAAUCCCAGCUUGCUCGAGCAAUCACUCAUUAGUACAUCUUUUCAAAUCAUCAAAGCAGCAGAAUUCUGUCGAAUAGCCAUGUCGGACGUUUCGAAAGAAAAAAAACUCGAAUUUGCGAAUGAGUUCCGCACCAUUGUCAAAAAUUGGACUGCAGCCCUUGAUGGAGAAAAUAAAGGGAGCCACUUUGUGUUUCCAAAUCUGAGAGAAGAGAGAGAGCAACGGGUAUUCCAUCUCUCCGACCAGGCCAUAAUUUGGUGGGCUGCUAAAUCGGCAGAAGAACUCGGACUCGACUCAGAACUUCAAGUCAACGAAUCUUCUGGCACAUAUUCACGUCGAAAUAGAGCAAUCUACUCAUCUAAGGAGAUCCGGGCAAACCUUUUGAAAAGGUUCACAAUUGGGAACUCAACAUUUGAGAAGAGUAUGAUUGCAAUGUCCAGAAGCUCAAAUGAGACGAGAUUUCAACUUCAGGCCAAAGACACUGUUCUGUUUUAUGCCAUGGAUCUUGGGUUAUUUGAUCAGGACGAUUCGGCGGAGAGUACAUCCUGCAUCUGGCAAAACAAAAUCGAAGCUUGGAGAUGUGUUGUGGAUUACCAGAAAGAAUGUGAGCAUGAUCGAAUUGCACAUUGGGAUUGGGAACAGCCACUCCGUUGUGCAUUAGCGUUGAUUAUGGCGUCGAAAAACAAACAAAUGACUUUACAGGCGAUCCCGCAAGUACAGCAAGAAGCGAGAAAUGCAUUACUUCGAAGCUCUUCAGCUAAUGGACUAUUCUCCAGUCAUCUCGAUGAGAAUGAAAGGUCUGCCAUGGAUGAUGGCGAAGCUAUGAGUGAUAUCUUUUGGUCUACAACAUUUGAAGUGCCCUAUGUCAUAUUAAGGUAUACGGUGACCCGAUCGCCGAGCGAACUCCCGAGAUUGAGCAUCACUGCGACUACUCCGUCUCUGCAAGGCUCCAGCGUUUCGCCCUCCAUAUUAUCCACAGAGUCAACAACAUCUGACCCCGUUCGAGAAUUGAGCAGAAAUACAACGCCGCCAAUGCCUCCUAUUGAGAUUCUUAGCAGCUGCGAGAGCCCGCUGAUGAAGCAUGGGGUAUUAUUCACCAAUAUCAUCGACUUGGGGAAAAUUGUGGAAAUACCUGAUGAGUGGCUGUAUAACGAACCAAGAUUCUUUAAUUUUCACGCCACUUUAUCUGGAUUCAUCGUCGACGAGUUUUGUAUAGGGGCUUCUAAAGAGCAUGCCGAUGAAUCCUCGAAAUUCUCUUUAAUAGCAAACGUCAAACGCCUUUCGAACAAAGAGAGAAGUGAUAAACACUCAUCAGACAUUCACAAAAAUGCCAUUAUCGGAAAUCAUACUGGCAUUUGUGCUAUGAAAGUAAUGCAUGGAGCAGCUAUAUUAGACUAUCGGACGCGCGAAAGCGACCCGAUGGGCUAUGUCAUUGACGUACCCAGGACUGCGCGCCAUAAGAAGAAGAAAGAAUAUGAUUCAGUCGAAAUAUCAUCAAGCCUCUCUUUGAUCGAACACCUAAACACCAGGCGCACACCAACCCUCGCAAAGAAGAGGAUUUUCCACUUUUCUCGAACCAGCUGGAAUAUCGCCCUGAUAUGUUACCUUGCGUCUUCAGAGCCAAGGGAAAUUUCAUGCUUUUUCGAUAGACACGCAUCAUUAAGCCCGUAUUUCUUUGAAGAUACGAUAGGGACACUUAAUAAAUGGGUGACCGAGCUACAUUUGCCCUUUUAUCAGAUCCUUUCUCCUACAAACUCUUCCCAAUUUAUCAAAAGCGUCCUUGAACCCCGAAAUAAAAGAACUAUUCCUGUAUCAAAAAUGAUCCAUCUUCCAUAUUCAGACUCGAAAAACCCCAAGGGAGCCAAGAUUCUGAGCCGAGCUGUUAUUAGCUUCAGAUUUGAUGGAGAUCUUCUUGACCGCUAUUGGACAUGCCACCUGAUUGAAUAUAGGCCACAACAGAGGGAUGAUCCAAAAGAAAUGUCUUUUCAUAUUCCUACACAGCCUAUUAGCGGAGCUCUGAAGUCUAAUCCCUGGAGACAGCGCCGAGUUCUGGAACUUCUCUUGUUUGACAGGAGCCUACGAGAGAUAUUGAGGUGUACGGAAGAAAUCCUCAAUGAAGCAAAGAGCACAUUGAGAGCUGCUAAAGACAUCAGAAACUAUGGAUGCAGCUAUGAGGAUGAAGAAUGCAAGGCAGAGUUCUCGGAUAAUCACAAUCGAAGGGUGAAAGCGAGUAGGGACGUUUUCCGUUCUAACGAUUCGCUAUAUAAAAUGCAGGAAGUGCUCCAGGAGGUGGAGGAUGACUUGAGUGAAAACUUGGCAAAGAUGCAGCUGUGGAAAAACCGACAAAACGGACGUGGUCCUGAGAGGCCAAGAUGGACGCUGAAAGAUGAAUAUCGCUACGGCGGCGCCAUAUCAAGACUUCAAGCAUCAAAUAACUUCUACAUGGAAGAACUCGUCCGCUGCCGAGCCAAGAUCCUGGCUUUUAAUUCGCAACUUACAAGGGAAAUUGACGCCUCCCGCAGCGAUUGGGAGAUGCGCACCACCAAUAACGUGAGAUUGUUCACGUAUGUUACAGUUGUGUUUCUUCCAACCAGCUUCGCCACCGGCGUGUUCAGCAUGAGCGGAGUUCCUACAAUGCCUGUGAUACGUCUCGUUGUGAUUACCGCAGUUAUUGCACUAUUUCUGACCAUUCUUACUUUGAUCAACGCCAAGAAUUUGGAAAGAAUGCUGCGGUAUGUUCGAGAUGGGAUAUACCAAUUCCGACAUGGGUUAAUACAUUGUUGCUACGGAUUCAAGCAAUCCAUUAGUGAUGCGGGAAAGUUAACGCGUGAAAUAACCUUGGAGUCUGGGCUUUCCAUCGUCAACUUUUUCCUCCGCUGGUUGCAUAGGACGUACGAAUGGGCAAAUGAAUAUUCUGCUUCUGCACAGGAAACAAGGCCAACAUCUGUGCGAUAUUUACUGAUUUCUAUCCUUCAAGUCGCGCUCUCCUAUAUCAUCUACCGUCUCGCAUUCAAAAUAUAUAUGCCGCUUAGAGCAUUGACAAAAGCAAUAUUGUCAGAUGCAAAAGUAUACGAUCCUGUCGGCGACAUGAGCUUCAACGACGACCACCCAAUUCAGCAGGCUCGUUUUAACUAUCACAAACUAUCCGAUACUGCUUCAGGGGCGGACAGUGACCCUUUGAAGGAAGAUUUAGAAGAGUUAUUCGAUGACUUAGGUCAAAGGGCUACUGACCUAUUCAAGAGUUGGCAAGAGAGAUUAAAACCAAAGCUGGACGAUGCCAAGUCUCGAGAGGUGGGAAAUGAAACGAAUUUGUCGCACGUCUGUGAGACGAGUACAGGUACCGAGAAAGGCGGUUUCAGGGCGAAAUGGUCGUUGGUGCGAAGUAAAAUGGACGAUAUUUGGGACUAUUUAUAUUACAAACUCGCCUAA